Laccaria bicolor S238N-H82 is the source of this 1857-nucleotide messenger RNA. RefSeq lists its product as uncharacterized. Bases 1 to 1746 code for a protein of 581 amino acids. The transcript is spliced from 13 exons. Lineage: Eukaryota; Fungi; Basidiomycota; Agaricomycetes; Agaricales; Hydnangiaceae. The record is from RefSeq and is a predicted model, not a curated record.
AUGGCACUGCGUGAAGGCAGAAGUCGAUGUGACCUAAAAAGACCGAUUCCCCGGAUCCGAGAGGGGAUGCCAUCUCAACCUAGGGGUCCGUUCAUCAAAUGUGCUGGAGACAAACCGUUCGAAAACGCAGCUCGUCACAUCCACAAAUGUUGGUACAGGCGGGGUUGGAUACGCAUUGCUAGUCCACAUGGCCACAACCAUCGACGGAGGGGAUCAAUGGCACGCCCUGGCGAGAUGGAUAAUCGAAAGUGUUAUUGUGAGGCACUAGGGAGGAAAAGGUGCAUUGUAUACGUACCAAGAAAACUCAAGUUAGCCGAGAAUACUAUCUCAAAAGAUCGCUGGAGAUUCAACAAGCAGACCCCGGCCAAAUUGAGUCUUGACAACCUAAGGCCACCUCCGAGUCUGCCAUGGGAAAUGUCGGGUAGGCUGAACCUGAACGGGACGCAAGCUAUCGUCGCCAAACUCAGGCAACGACUAGACGACAUCGAACAGAACUUGAGAGUCAGAACCAUGCCGAUUUCUGCUAAAUACAGUGAUCCAGUGAGUCAGAAUGCUCGAAAGCUAUCGUGCGUGUCCAUUGUCAUUGAAAGCCUUUCCAGAAGAGAAGAGGAUCUUGAGGCGAUUGCUGGCGGCCACGAUUUCGGGGACAUAUCAAUCAAGAAGGCCACACAGCCUCGAAGAGAUCGACGGGUGUCACUAGAAGUCCGCUUCAACUCUUCAUUGAACCCACUGAUGGCCUCAAUUACAAAUCAAUCUGGCAUACAACCCCAAGACUGUCCACCAUCUCCUUGUCAAGGCCUAUCAGAUGGUCGAGGAGGCGAGGGGUUGGGAACUCUUGACCCAGGCAGCCCUCGAUACAUACACUACCGUCUAUACACAAAAGAUGGUCCAAUCACAUCGAACAACCCGGUCUACACGAACAACCCAUUCAUCGGCCGUACAUUGCCAAAACACAUUACGCCCCCACGUACAGCCUUGUCUUUGAAAAAGCAUCUCUGCAAAAUCGAAGGCUUGCCAUCACCGACAAGUUUUGAAUUGUUCGAAUCGCUUUCCAGUCAUACUGCGGUUUUGGACUCGUCUCGAUUGGCACUCAAAGAAUAUUCCGGCUGUGGGUUUUCUGAGGAUGAUCCGAUUGCUCUUGUGGUUGGGCUGGAAGCCGCUACAAAACGACCGGCGAGCACAGCACAAUUGGAGGGUCUACCUAAGGCUGUACCCGCCCAACCCCGGUAUGUCCACUAUCGUCUUUACGACGAAGAUGGUGAGGUGGCUUCGAAAACGUCCUUUGAUUCGGACGACUCUUCUUUGGGCCGCAUCGACGUGUCGUCCAUUCCUCCGCCACGGAUGGUUUCUUUGUUAGGGUCCAUGGUCAUGAAAGCCGAGGGCCUCUUUGAUCGGAAAGUCCAGCUGUUCGAAGACAUGGACGGUGAGCUGUUGAUGAACGACGAUGAUCACAUAUCCUUUCAAACAGAGGCUUACCCGGGACACGUUGAGGAUGAACCCAUUGCGAUUACCUUUGGUCAGAACACAAUUUUCACGAAAGAGAUCAAAGGGAUGAUAAAGUGGGUUCCACAUAAGGUCGUUCAGCCAGAUUGGCUUCCUUUUUUGAAAGAUGAGAUCAUGUACACGGAUGGUGUCAAGACGCAUGGAUUUAUCGUCGGGUCACCGCAUCUCUAUAACGGAUACAUUGCCAUGAACUCCGCUGGAGAGAAGGGUUUUGUUCAUGAUGGUCAUACCAUUCUCUGUUAAAUAACACACUUGAAACUUGACAUUUCGCCGGUAUGCACCGGACGUGGCUCGCGUUAACGUCGGUGUAGCACUUGUGCAUCUAAUGUCGUUCAGUUGUCAAUUAAUUCUCUG